AUGUCGGACAACAACGCCCAUCCUGGUGUUCGUAGCCUGCUGGCCAAGUUUGAGAACAGCCAGAGCCCGAUUACCUCCCCACCGUCGCGUGGCCGAUCCCCCGUGGGCUCAGAUACCCCGGGUUCGACCAGGCCGCUGUCCAAAGUCCGUGCCAGCUUCGUGACCGUGGACGGAGCAAUUCAGUCCAGCCCGGGAUCGCCACUGAGGAAGACAAGUGGUCGAAGUGACAGUCCAGGGAUCUUUGGACCUAAGAUCAAUGCAGAGGAGGUCGAGUCGCGCCGUCAGAAUAAUGUGGUCUCUCCAACGCCCGGUGGUCAUGAAAAGGCUCACACAAGCAUUCUGGAUAGGGUGAUGGGUGAAGGUGAACCCCAGAAAACCGCGACGGUGACAAAGGAGCGGACGAUUAGUGGCAAUCAAGAGACUCCCGCGCUUGCAGAGGGUGGAGCUGCGAUGGAGGCCCUGCCGGCAACGAAGGAAAAGCUAGCUUCAAAUGCGCCAACAACUGCGGAUGUUGAGGCUUCCUCCGAGAACGCGAAAGGGUUACUGAAGACAGUUACAAAGCGACCUUCCAAUGUUCACACUGCCAAACAUGCCACGACCAAGCCUACCCCCAACACCACCGCUUCGACCUCAUCAAGAACAGCCAACAACAAUGGAAGUGCCAAACCCACAUCAGCCCGUGAAGUGGCUAAGGAACGAGCCAAUGCUCUUGCCCACAAACCUAGUCGCCCUUCACUCAACCCUGCAAUCAAGACCAAAACACGGACGACUCGAGGUGCUACCCCAUCGGCCGAUGUCCACAAGACAUCUACCGGCAACAACAAACCUCGAUCCAAAUCACCCACGAGACCUGUUCGCCUGCCAGGUUCAAUGACCGCACAAACUCAAUCAUCGAAUGCCAAACAUGGAAGCACUGGACCUGCCACGGGACGGACCGAGAAGCCAGCAGCAACUCUCACGAGAAAACCAUCUACACUCAAGAGUGCGGCAACUCCAGCGGGGCCCGUCCGCCGGCAACCGUCUCGCCCGUCCCUCCCUGCCCAGUCUGGCCCUGAACGUCCCAGCUCUCGGGUUAGUGACACUGGCACAAGACCAGUCAACGAAAGCUUCCUCGCCCGGAUGAUGCGUCCGACGGCUAGCUCUGCGAGCAAGACCAACGAGAAGACUGAGACUAAGGCUCAUGUCAAGCCUACAGUCUCCAAAGCUCCUCGCCCUUCAAUGGGACGUGCUGUAGAGCGAGGUGUGACUCACACAAAGGCAAAGCCUGCGGCUCUGAAGCCACAGAAUGAGAAAUCUCAGCCUAUCAGCAAGGAGGCUCCAUCGAAGAAGGCCGAAGUGGAUAUUCCUCACAAGAACGACGAGAGUGAGAAGGAGAACAUUGAGGAAGUUGGUACUAGGAUUCCCGAAGAGCCUUCUUUCACUGAGGCCGAAGAUGUCAUCGUUGAGGAGCCCGAGCCGGAGGUCCCGUCCGAGACUGGCGUGGAGGAUGUUACAGAGAAACCAAUUGAGCAACCCAUCACGGAGGCUGAGCCUGAGGCCUCGCCAGAACCGAUUGAGAAGCCCACCGAGCGGACUGCCACGGAAGCCACGGUUGAGGAUUCUGAAGAACCUGUCGCCACGAAUGCCCCGGAGACAUCUGCACAAGAGGGCAGCACAUCUGAGGAUGUUGAGGUCUCUCCGGAGGUUUCUGCUCCUGCUACCACGCAUGAAUCGGGUGAGCAGGAGAAUGAGCCUGAUGUGAAGGAAGUGGAAAAGGCGUCUGCCGAGACCGCCACUGAACCGAAUGAAGAGAAGGUGUCCUCAGAGUCGCACCCGGAGCCAGAGGCACCCAAGGAGGAUAUUUCUGAGGCUUUCGACGAACCUACCGAGCCCAUCGUUGCCACCAUCACUGAAGCAAACGAGACUUCCAAGGUUGAGCCCAGUCUCCCUCAGCAGAUUGAGACUACCGCCUCGGCUUCUGUUGAUGAUGCACCCGAGAUCACGGAGGAUGUGAAUGUGGUGCAGCCCUCUGAGAAGAUUCAGGAGCCCAAGGAGUCGAUUCCUGUGGUAGAAUCUGCAGCCCCAGCCAAGUCGGACAUGGCCGACAUUAACUUUGCCAGCCUGGCUCUGAGCUAA
Messenger RNA from Penicillium brasilianum, 2115 nucleotides. NCBI's taxonomy places the organism in Eukaryota, Fungi, Ascomycota, Eurotiomycetes, Eurotiales, Aspergillaceae. The record is from the annotation of a GenBank genome assembly.